Messenger RNA from Rotaria sp. Silwood2, 915 nucleotides. The record is from the annotation of a GenBank genome assembly. Lineage: Eukaryota; Metazoa; Rotifera; Eurotatoria; Philodinida; Philodinidae.
UUAAUUCAAACAUACCAACUCGGCCAACAUAUAUUAUUCUUAGUAAAUUUCAAUUGAAUAUCAAGCCAAGUAAGUGAAAAAGGUUGCAAUUUCAUCAUUGUAUUAAAAAUUUUUAGUCACUGAUAAGGUCAACGUGUGGCUCUUGUUGGUAUGUUUGAAUUAAAUGUUUCUUUUAAUUAAAUGUUUCUUUUAAUUAAAUGUUAAUUAUGUAAUAUAAUCCGUACAGGUACAUCGGGAUGCGGAAAAUCAAUAAUUAUUCAACUGCUGGAACGAUUCUAUGAUGUUACAAGUGGUCAACUAGUUAGUAUUUCGUCAACUUAUAGCUGAAGUAAUUCUAUAAAAUUUGUCCACUCAAUCUAGUUUCUUGAUGGCAUUGAUAUUCGACUACUAAAUCUACAAUGGGUUCGUUCUCGUUUUGGUCUUGUUAGUCAAGAACCAAUUUUGUUCGAUUUAGCAAUUGCUGAAAAUAUAGCAUAUGGCUUAGAAAAUGUUCCAAUAGAAGACAUUAUUAAUGCAGCAAGUAGAGCUAAUAUUCAUGAAUUUAUUGACCAAUUGUCUCAGGGUUAUGAAACAAAAGUAGGGUUGAAAGGUAGUUUUCUAUCAGGUGGUGAAAAGCAACAUAUUGCUAUUGCUCGAGUUCUUCUUCGUCGACCUAAAGUAUUGCUCUUAGAUGAAGCUACAAGUGCCAUGGAUUCACACAAUGGACAACUUGUACAAGAAGCUCUUGAACAAGCUCAAACAGAAGAUCCUUGUCGAACAUCACUCAUUGUUGCUCAUCGUCUUUCAACUAUUCGUUCAUGUGAUUUGAUUUGUGUACUUGAUGGAGGACAUAUAGUGGAAAGUAGUACUCAUACAGAAUUGAUACAACGACGUGGAGCUUAUUAUGAAAUGCUUGCUCAAAACAAUUUACAAUGA